This is a messenger RNA of Microthlaspi erraticum, 891 nucleotides long. NCBI's taxonomy places the organism in Eukaryota, Viridiplantae, Streptophyta, Magnoliopsida, Brassicales, Brassicaceae. The record is from the annotation of a GenBank genome assembly.
AUGGAUGCUGCUUACAAGAUACAGGCAGAUUGGUUUAACCAUGGAGAUGGGAACUCUCUAGCUAUAGAACCAGGCCAACAUAAUGGUAGGAAUGAUGAGAUUUUGGGUCUGUACGAGGCUGCAAGAUGCACAGAUGAGGAUUUAGUUAGUAAGGGCUUAGAUGAUUCAGAAGCUGCUGAGAGUGAUGACCGAAAAGAAGAUGCGUUUUUAGCAAAACUUGCAGAAGCUGAGACACCAUUGAAAAAACUGAAGAAGGUCGAUGUCUGUCCAAAAUGCAAGACUUCAAGAUGGAAGACGAACAUGCACACUGGUGAGAUAAAGAAGGGAGUUCCUCAGAAAGUUCUUAGACUUAGAGGAUUAACUCCCGUCCAAACCUUACGGCUCGACGAUCCUUUCUCAGACGAUUCCUCGGCCACCAACUACACGCAUUUUCAGCUCGGCCAAACAUUCGCUAAUCGAUCUUAUACUUCGCUGCAAGCUCUCGCUAAACAUUGGCUAGGCAACAACACGUUCAACUCGUCAACAACUCAUCUCGGCGUAGCUUUGGACCAUCCAGCUCGUCAUCUACCUGCGCAUCAACGCCCUCCUGCGAAGGAGGAAGAGCGACCACAGUACCUCGGCGUUGAGAAUCUGAAGGAGGCGGGAUUGUCUUUGGAGCGCCUGGAGUCACCUUCCCAUUCUUUUUCGGAUCCAAAGUGGAUGGAGGUCUCGGCUCGUCGGUUCGUGGCGCAACAUGAGUCUUCGCGAAAGAGCUCGGCGCAAUCAGAUUCAAGGUGGGACGAGAAAGAGAAUUGGUUCGGCACAGAUCUCAAACCCGCCUCGGAUCGAGAGAAGGAAUCGGCGCAGAGCAAAGUAGAGUUGCUUAGCAAGAAGGAAGUCGGGCUCGUCUAA